AUGGCCGCGGCAGCUGUACAAACUCCCCUCGUCCUCAGCACCAACACCACGCCCCAAGUCCUCCAACGGGCACGGGAGCGCUCCGUCCCCAAGCACGACGUGACAACCACCCUCAAGUACCACAAGGACAACGAGGACGGCUCACCGCCUCACCCAAGCUACGCCGGCCGCGCCGAGACGUUCGAGCGGCCCUUUGAGCCGCACCAGGUCACGGUCAGGGACAUUGCCGGCGAGGAAGCCAACUACACGCUCGACCGCAACGGGUUCCAGGUCCACAGCCAUAUCGCCACCGAAAAGGCCUUUGCAGACGACGACCAGAUCAAGAGCAGCUACUACCCCGAGACGGAGCAGCUCCUCAAAGACGUAACAGGAGCCAGCAAAGUCUUCAUCUUCGACCACACCAUCCGCCGGCAGCCGCCGGGCGCCACGGCCGACCGGGCCCUCCGCGGCCCCGUGCAGCGCGUCCACAUCGACCAGUCGUACUCGGCGGCCCUGUCCCGGGUGCCGCACCACCUCCCCGGCGAGGCGGAGCGCCUGCUCCGGGGCCGCGUGCAAAUCAUCAACGUCUGGCGGCCCAUCAGCACGAUUGAGCGCGACCCGCUGGCCGUCGCUGAGGCCACCUCCGUCUCGGACGCGGACCUCGUCGUCACGGAGCUGAUUUACCCCAACAGGCGGGGGGAGACGUACGCCGUCCGGCACAGCCCCGGACACAGGUGGUUCUACAGGUCGGGCCUCGAGCCCGGCCAGGUGCUGCUGAUCAAGUGCUUCGACAGCAAGACGGACGGGAGGGCGAGGAGGGUCCCGCACACGGCGUUUGAGGAUGCCGCCGCGCGGGAGGACGCGCCUGCCAGGGAGAGCAUCGAGGUGCGGGCCUUGGUGUUUCACGAGCACGAUACCGACUGA
Metarhizium brunneum ARSEF 3297 is the source of this 903-nucleotide messenger RNA. Its product is annotated as Hydroxylase/desaturase asaB. Lineage: Eukaryota; Fungi; Ascomycota; Sordariomycetes; Hypocreales; Clavicipitaceae. The record is from RefSeq and is a predicted model, not a curated record. Gene Ontology annotation, molecular function: oxidoreductase activity.